AUUCAUUUGAAGCACUUGGUGCUCAUCAAGCGCAACAGAAGAGCAGGAUUCUACAGCUAUGCCAAGCUAUUCCAAGCUGCAACUUCUUCAGUGUUAUUCCUGCAUCCAGCAGAGCGCUCACUGCACUACUGCCAGAGCGACCUUCCAGAGGGUUCCUGAAUGUUUGCUCUAAUGCGGCGUUUCGUCCAUGCUGGAAGCCUUUCAAGGGCUUCAAUUUGGGAAGUGCUGCAAGCAUGGGCUGCCAGAGCAGCUGAAAAGCUUGAAGCAACUUCCAAGCUAUGGGCGGCAGAUGAUCUACGGCCCUGCAACUCUGAGAUCAGUUGGGGGAACAGUCUCCAAGCUGUGUCUUAUUGUCCUGGACACGAUAGCGCGAACACUUCAGAAGUAGCCUUGGAUUUGCAGGUUUCGUCUUGCGCCGACAGAGUAUCAAAGCAAUGGGCAGUAGGACUUGCAGCAAGACUAUUAAGCAGGACUUCUUGUCUUUUUGCACCACCACCUUUGGUGGCUUUCAGCCAGCUGAUUGAGCCUCGCUCAGACUAUGAUUAUGGCAGCUUGUACCAUAGACCAUAUACGACUGCGCAGCACACAUCCAUGGGGUCACCAGAUCUCAGAUCGUCUGAGCAUCAGAAGCACCAUGAUGGGAUAAGAGAGGAAGAAGCAACGACAGUGACAACUAAGGUCUGCAGCGAUUGCCAGAGGGAGAAAAGCCUGCGGAACUUUACCAGAUUGAUCAGCAGCCCAGACGGACACCACUUCUUGUGCAGGGCCUGCAAUGCCGAGUGGAUUGCUAGGUGUAAGGGUCAGACCUACAAGCACCUAGGGCUGUCAAGGAUGGAGUCCUUGGAGAGGAGCAAAACCUGCAACAGAUCGGAUCUUAUGCGAACUGACACUUACGGUCGGCCCGAGGAUUGA
Messenger RNA from Klebsormidium nitens, 912 nucleotides. Lineage: Eukaryota; Viridiplantae; Streptophyta; Klebsormidiophyceae; Klebsormidiales; Klebsormidiaceae. The record is from the annotation of a GenBank genome assembly.